This is a messenger RNA of Gordionus sp. m RMFG-2023, 3011 nucleotides long. RefSeq names its product dynamin-1-like protein. Gene Ontology annotation, molecular function: GTPase activity; microtubule binding; GTP binding. The transcript is spliced from 19 exons. Gene Ontology annotation, biological process: mitochondrial fission. Gene Ontology annotation, cellular component: membrane; mitochondrion; microtubule. The record is from RefSeq and is a predicted model, not a curated record. Lineage: Eukaryota; Metazoa; Nematomorpha; Gordioida; Chordodea; Parachordodidae. The coding region runs from base 61 to 2727 and encodes 888 amino acids.
UAUUAUUCCUCUUGGAAAACUUACCAAUUAUUUGCAUUAAACGAUUUUUGAUUCAUUAUCAUGGAACCUUUAAUUCCAGUCAUCAAUAAACUACAGGAUGUAUUUAAUACAAUUGGAUCAGAUCUGAUAAUGCUUCCUCAAAUUGUUGUUGUUGGCGCACAAAGUUCAGGGAAAAGUUCUGUUUUAGAGUGCAUUGUUGGUAAAGAUUUUUUGCCGAGAGGGGUAGGCAUUAUAACUAGAAGACCUAUUAUUUUGCAAUUAAUACAUGUUUCUAAAGAUGAUUAUAAAGAGGUCAAAAAUUCUAAUGGGAAAGCAGAUAAUAAUCAUGAAAUAACGGAAUGGGCAAAAUUUUUGCAUACCAAAGAUAAAAUAUUUACAGAUUUUGAUGAAGUUAAGUUAGAAAUUGAAAGAGAAACAGAAAAAUUAACUGGAAAUAACAAAGGUGUAAGUGAUGAACCCAUUACUGUGAAAGUGUUUUCUCCCAAAGUCCUAAACCUAACAUUGGUUGAUUUACCAGGGCUUACUAAAGUUCCAGUAGGUGACCAGCCUUUAGAUAUAGAACUUCAGAUAAGAGAAAUGGUAUUACGAUAUAUAUCUAAUCCAAAUAGUAUAAUCCUUGCAGUAACACCAGCAAACACAGAUAUAGCAACAUCUGAAGCUUUGAAGUUGGCCAGAGAAGUUGAUGAAGAUGGGCGCAGGACAUUAGCUGUCAUCACAAAAUUAGAUUUGAUGGAUGCAGGGACUGAUGCUAUGGAUGUAUUAUGUGGAAGAGUUAUUCCAGUCAAGUUGGGAAUUAUUGGUGUAGUUAAUCGAUCUCAACAAGAUAUUAACAAUAGAAAGACUAUUGAAGAAACCCUUAAAGAUGAAACAUUAUUUCUAUAUAAAAAAUAUCAUACAUUGGCCUCUCGUAAUGGAACAUCAUUCUUGACCAAAAUCUUGAAUAGGUUGUUGAUGCGUCACAUUAGAGAAUGUUUGCCAGAUUUGAAAACCAGGGUUAAUAUAUUAUCUUCUCAGUUCCAACAGUUACUCAAUACAUUUGGAGAGAACAUAGACGAUAAAGGUCAAACUCUCCUGCAUAUAGUGACUAAAUUUGCUUCCGGAUAUUGCGCCACAAUCGAAGGAACUGCCAAAAAUAUUGAAACCACCGAAUUAUGUGGGGGAGCCAGAAUAUGUUAUAUAUUUCAUGAAACGUUUGGAAAAGCUCUUGAGUCCGUAGACCCUUUAGUUGGCCUAUCAACGAUCGAUAUUUUGACGGCCAUCCGAAAUGCUACGGGCCCUCGACCCGCUUUAUUCGUACCAGAAGUAUCCUUCGAACUUUUAGUCAAGAGACAGAUUCGCCGGCUCGAAGAACCUAGCUUGAGAUGCGUUGAGCUGGUUCAUGAAGAGAUGCAAAGAAUUAUCCAACAUUGCGGAACUCACCAAGAAAUGAUUAGAUUUCCCUCUCUUCAUGGUAGAAUCGUAACGGUAGUCACCGAAUUGUUAAAAGCACGAAUACAACCCACAAACUCAAUGGUACAAAAUUUAGUGGGCAUCGAAUUGGCCUACAUUAAUACCAAACACCCCGACUUCACCGAAGCCAUUUUAUUCAACUCUAUCCUACAACAACAACAACAAAUGAAUUUACAACCCCAACCCAAUGUUGAACCCGCCCCUUACCUGUUACAAGAUAUUAAUAGUGGAAACUUAUCCGACCUUAGAACCGUCAACAAUUAUAGCAACGAUCUCGAGGCCUACAAUAUGAAUAGCAAUAUAAUGUCCGGAGAUAAUAACAAUCCUAAUCAAAGAAGUAAUAGUAGUAUAUUUUAUUACAACGCCACAGAGCAGUCCCUGCUCAGACCCAGUACUGGAGCGAGUAGCAUUAACAAGGCUGCAGGCGGCAAACGGCAACUUCAGAUGCCUCCUCAAAAUCAGGCUCUUACAUAUUCCGAGUACAUUGUUAACAAGUAUCUGUGGCCAUUUGUGUAUAUGGGGUUGACCCGAAAGAAAUUCAGGCGAAAUCAAAAAAAUUCUGCGCCAUUCACAUUCAAUAGGAAUGGGAGGAAUAACGAUGACGAUGAUUUUGAAGAUAUCAGUAAAUGGGAAUCGUUUCGCAGAUCGAACUCAUACAAAUAUGAGAGGGCAAUGCAAAAGAAAUCGUUCGAGCAUCCUAAAAAACAACAAAACGUAAAUUUAAUAUCAACAACUAAUAACGACAAAAUGAAUCCGAAUAAUCUCGAAUCUAUCCCCACCGGCCAGGAGGUGAAAGCAAACAAUGCCGGCUGGAGAUUGUCGAGUUGGAUGAAGAAAGAUGUUUCGACAUCGCUUCAAUCCGAGCCAACUACCCUGGAAAGCGGGACUAUUCAUAAAUCACAAGAACCGACUCGCCCUAACACUAUGGAUUACUUUAGCACACUAGCCGAGAAUUCUCAAAUUUUGGGUAGAAAAUUGUCUCCCAGAGAACAGCGUGAUUGCGAGAUUAUUGAACGUUUGAUAAAAGUUUAUUUCUUGAUUGUCAGGAAAAAUAUUCAAGAUACCGUACCCAAAGCAAUAAUGCAUUUUCUCGUAAAUUUCGUUAAAGACAAUCUACAGAGCCAACUAGUUAGCAAAUUGUAUAAAAAUUGCGAGUAUGAAAUUCUCUUAGAAGAAUCGGAUCACAUUGCUCAACGAAGAAAAGAAGCUGCCGAUAUGCUUGAGGCAUUGCAAAGGGCCAAUCAAAUUAUCAGUGAAAUUCGCGAAACUCAAAUGUGAUAUAUAAAAGAAAAAUACCAUGAUCACAAAUAAAUUAAUUUCGCGAUUGUAUUUUAUUUAUUAGACGAAAAUUGUCACAAAAAUGUUUAGUUAAUGUUAUGCUUUUAAUAACUUGUUAUAAUAUUUAAAAUCUUUAAAAGGCAUUAUGCAAGAUUAGAAAUAAUUAUUGUAAUAUAUUAUUUAUAACCCAUUAAGCAUGAUUAUUACUUAUUAGUGAAUAUUGAAUAAUGAAUUAUUUUUAUAUUGAAAAAUUGAAUUGUUAAUCAGCGUAAAAAUUGUUUAAA